UGUCUAGAGGCUUGCAGUUUCCAAAGCGCUUUAUUCAUCCUGCGUGUGCUGCGCCAGCGACCAAGACACUUGAGCUUUCUAGGCAUUUGUGGGCAGAACUGCUCUCUCUGAUCGAUACCAGAACCUUCCGACCCCGCGGAAACCUGGGCAAAGUACUUGUGCGGCUUUGGGAAUCUGCGCAGCCGUGUUUCUGCCUUUUAGGAGGCAACUCCUGUAGAGGCGGAGCCGGCUCUUAACUUGGUCCACCCCCGAGAAGGCGGGCGUGCCGGUGUUCCGUGGCCCGGAAGCCGAGGGUCCUGGGUUGGAAUCCCGCCCCUGGCGCUCAUUCGCCGAGCCCCGUCGCAGCGGCCGCUUCCCUCUCGGAGUCUUCGCCAACUAUUUUUGCAGAAUGGAAACGGACUGUAAUCCCAUGGAGCUGAGCAGUGUGUCAGGAUUUGAAGAAGAUGCAGAGCUUAAUGGCUUUGAAGGAACUGAUAUGAAAGACAUGAGACUGGAAGCUGAAGCAGUUGUAAAUGAUGUUCUCUUUGCUGUUAACACCAUGUUUGUCUCAAAAACCCUGCGCUGUGCAGACGAUGUGGCCUAUAUCAAUGUGGAAACAAGAGAAAGGAAUAGAUACUGCCUGGAGCUCACUGAAGCCGGGCUCAGGGUGGUAGGUUAUGCUUUCGACCAGGUGGAUGAUCAUCUACAGACCCCCUACCAUGAAGCAGUCUACUCCUUGCUGGAUGCGCUCAGCCCUGCCUACCGGGAAGCAUUUGGAAAUGCACUCCUUCAAAGACUGGAAGCGUUGAAAAGGGAUGGGCAGUCGUGACUAAGUUUUCUCCUGUUAGAGAGGCCGCUGCUGGUACACAGUGCUCACCUAAAGCCCGAAAUUCUUCCACAUGGUCAUAGUAGAAAAUGCACCUUUGAUUUUGUGUCUUUAUCAUUUUUUGCUUCACAUUUAGGCUUUUGAUUCAGAACUUUAUUGACUAAUGAAUUGUCUUCCUUAGUUUGUGAUUCAUUAAGGAAAUCCUGAGGCCAUUGCUGUGACACCGUCAUUAAGACAUUCAAAUUUCUUCAUACAGUAUCUCUGGCAUUCUGAAAACCUAAUCAGUAUUUCAUUCUCUUAUUGCAGGACUUUGAGGCUGCCAGCACACUCUCUUACAUAGGAAAUUCUAGAUUUGCACAGUAAUGUAGGAAAUAAACUAACUUCAGACUUUGAUUCAGCUUACUAAUCAGGGGUUUGCUACUAGCUUGGACUGACUUUCUAGUAAUUAUUUUGCUACUAGCCUUAUUGGAAACAAAUUAUCAACUAGUUUCCCCUGCACAAAUUUUGAAAUUCACUGCUUCAUGUAAUCUAUUUAUAUUAUUAAUAUGGACUGAUAAAGAUGAAUUAAUUCUAUAUUACGUAGCUAGUAUUAUGUGAAGAACAGGUACUGAAAUAGUACUGUAUUCCUGUUUGCAACAGCCAGCCAAGUAAGAGGACAAACCGUUAGCAAAUGAAUGCAACAAUUACUUGUUUCCAAGAUAUUUAAGCACAUAAGCAAAUAUAGGAACAGGCUCCAUUCUUUUCCUAACAAAAAGCGUCUUCAGUGUGUGUGAUUUAAAAGAAAAAAAGACUCUGAUUUCCUAGAAAACAAUAUUUUGGCCUGUGUUGAUUCUUAUUAUGAAUGUUUGUUUACAUAAUGUACAGUAUAUAUUCAGAAAGUAUUUUUGCUUCAAUGUUUCCUUUCUAUGAUAUAGCGCUUUGGUAUUCCCACAGCACCCCUCCUUCCCCAACAGAUGUACAGUGUUCUGUCUCAAUGCUAAAUCUGUAGUGUCAUUUGAGUGCAUCGUAUGGGUUUGAAACCAAAGGAUGAAUGAAGCAUUCAGAGACUUAAUAUUUGAAAAACGGAGACUCUGUAUUUUAUAUUUUAUUACAGGUACUAAUAUUUAUAAAAAUAAACUAUACCAUGCUGCUACAUGUUUUCAAGUACAUGUUGAAUAAUAAGGAUUGGGGAGUUGUUUUUUUAAUACUAGUCUAAAGCAGCAACUAUAGAAAUGUUGAACUAAAAUUCCACAUCCGGACACACCUUCAUAAUUUGUCAUUUGAAGACUUUUAAAAAUCAUUAUUAAAUAAUAGGUACUUUUAGGCUCUGAAGAUCAUGUAGACCAGAGCAAGUUAAAGUUUGGUUUGGGUCACUAUUCAUUGUCAGAGUUUAUUGGAAUGCUUAAAUUAUGUUUGAUAAAUGAACAUUCAUCCUCAGCUUUAUUUUCAGAUGCUGAAGUGUUUGGGUAAUGAAGUCUAACUUCAGGUUGAACUUUCUCAUGCUUAAUCUCAGGCUAAAUGUAAAGGAUAUUUGUAAAGUCUGAAUAAAAUUCUGUUUACUAAUUUUGAGUUAAGUAUGAAGAAAAGUGAUUGUAUGUUUAAAAAUUGAAAGCAUUCAUUUUGUGAUAAAUGUUUGAUUCCGUUGAGAGAUUCCGUUGCCAUUUUUGAAUUCUGUAUUGUUCCAUUUCGGUGUGAAGUGAUUUGCUCUUUUUAUUACUCUGAAAGAGCAACAGAGAGAGAAGACAUUAAUAGAACUACACAUAU
Messenger RNA from Physeter macrocephalus (sperm whale), 2548 nucleotides. It is a transcript of the gene GSKIP, whose product is annotated as GSK3B interacting protein. Gene Ontology annotation, molecular function: kinase regulator activity; protein kinase A binding. The transcript has 3 exons. Gene Ontology annotation, cellular component: cytoplasm. Gene Ontology annotation, biological process: regulation of canonical Wnt signaling pathway. Bases 389 to 808 code for a protein of 139 amino acids. The record is from RefSeq and is a predicted model, not a curated record. Lineage: Eukaryota; Metazoa; Chordata; Mammalia; Artiodactyla; Physeteridae.